This is a messenger RNA of Protopolystoma xenopodis, 225 nucleotides long. Lineage: Eukaryota; Metazoa; Platyhelminthes; Monogenea; Polystomatidea; Polystomatidae. The record is from the annotation of a GenBank genome assembly.
AUGCCUGGUCGAGAUGCUGAACUGGCCGCCUGUCUGGAUGCAAGUCGCAAAAUGGAGCUGCGCUACGGACACUGGUUUGACAACGUUUUCGUCCCCGUGAGUCUCGAGUCCGCGCUUGACUACCUCCUCAAUCUCGCAACUCGGCUGGAACGUGAGCCGCAGUGGAUACCGAGACACUAUUUCAAAGUUGUCUCACAGAUGGCUGCGGCCAGAGUGACUCGUUGA